Molecule: messenger RNA, 2757 nt
Organism: Saccoglossus kowalevskii
Lineage: Eukaryota; Metazoa; Hemichordata; Enteropneusta; Harrimaniidae
Product: metabotropic glutamate receptor 2-like
Biological process (GO): G protein-coupled receptor signaling pathway
Cellular component (GO): membrane
Molecular function (GO): G protein-coupled receptor activity
Source: RefSeq, a predicted model, not a curated record
AUGACGGAGGCUAAGUGGUCUUUUAGAGAGGGUACUCAUCUUGACGCUGCUGGUGCGAAAUGGAAUAGUUCCACAGAUACACAAAGUCAAAAUGGCGGCAACAGAUCUAGACCUUUUCGGACCAAUACAAACGACACGCUGCCCAAGCGAUUUGUGGCGUCGAUAGCGGGUGACGUCAUCAUCGGAGGGUUGUUCCCGAUUCACUCCAGUUCACUUGGUUACCUGUGCAAUCCAAUGACAAGAGAUCAAGCCAUUCAUAUCAAGGAGAUUGAAGCCAUGCUGUUCACAAUUGAUAAAAUAAACGAAGAUACUAGCCUUCUCCCAGGGGUAACGUUGGGAGCGCACGUCUUAGACACCUGUGGUAGUUCGGCCUAUGCUCUGUCACAGGCGUUUGAUUUUAUCAUGGGCGCACUUGGUCAGGAUUACGGUAUUGAACACGUGGGCGACGUACGAGCUGUGCCAGUGGCAGGUGUAGUGGGCGCACUUCGCAGUGACGUCAGCAUUGACUUGGCCAAUUCUCUACAAUUGUUCCACAUACCCCAGGUAAGCUAUGCAUCCACAUCCCCCGAACUGAGUGACGGACAUCGGUUUCGUUAUUUCGCGAGAACUGUGCCAACCGACACUUACCACGUACGAGGGAUAAUGCAACUAGUGAGGUCUCUAAACUGGACUUAUUUAUCGGUGGUAUACGAAGACACCAGUUACGGCGAGUCGUCUUACACCACAAUGGCAGAGCUGGCGGAAGAAUAUGGUGUGUGCAUCGCCGCUACUGUAAAAAUUCCUCUACCACUCGAGUUGAUAGAGGACGGUGAUUACGAUGAAGUUGUGGCGAAACUGUUGGCGAGGACGCAUGCGCGGAUUGUUGUUGUGUAUGCUUGGCAUCACUAUGUUCGCGGGAUAUUCGAGGCUGUCAUCCGUGCAGGCAUGCAAGACCGCUUCGUGUGGGUGGGACAGGAACCAUGGCCCACCACCGAAUGUCAACAGAACAACGAAGACACGCCGCAGCCUUCAUCGCCAUUGAAUGCCGAGUUUGCUCGAAUCGCCGAGGGCUCCCUCUCGCUACAUGCCCGUGUCUUACCGAUUGCUGGAUUUAGAGAGUAUCUCAGUGAGCUGAAGCCCGAGACAAAUGCACGAAACCCAGCAUUCGCGGAAGCAUGGGAACAUUUAUUUGCGUGCAAAUUAAAUAACUUUCCGAGUUACUGGAAAAGUGGUUUUACAACGUAUUGUACAGGUAAAGAAAACUUCACAACCAUUCUUAAUACAUACCCAACACUAGUAAUGGUCUCAGACGUAGUUGACGCCGUUCUGCUCUUUGCGCAUGCUCUAAAUAACAUGCACCGUGAUCUGUGCAAAGGAAUUCCAGGGCUAUGUCCACAAAUGAACCCGGUUAACAGAAAGGAUCUCAUGCGAUACAUUGAAAUGACGUCAUUUGAAGAUUGGUCGGGACAUCUUAUUCAAUUGGAUGAACACGGCGAUGCCCUAAUCCCGUACCAAAUAUGGCAUACACGACAACAACCGUCAGGGGAGUAUGAAUGGAUAGAGGUUGGAUUGUACGAUUUCCUUCAUGACAACUUUACCCUGGAUUACAGUGCACUGCAGUACAGACUGGACCGUCCAACAUAUCCUAUCUCUACGUGCAACCCACAGUGCGAAGCCGGGGAGAUGAAGCUGUUGUUGGAAGAAGAAAUCUGUUGCUGGACAUGUAAAUUGUGUAGCGAUUUCGAGUAUCUCUACAAUGACUAUGAGUGUCUGGAAUGCCCCUUAGGAGAGGCACCAGACACUUUUCAUCAGACUUGUAAACCGAUCCCCGAAGAAUACAUUCAAUAUUAUAACAAGUUCUCCAUUAUAUGUAUGACUUUCGCUUCAGUAGGUUUGCUAGCAACCGUGUUCACAUGUGCUGUGUUUAUCGCCAAUAACAACACCCCGGUAGUCAAAGCGUCUAGCAGAGAGCUGUCUUAUAUCCUUCUUGGAGGCAUACUCGCGUCUUACGCCAUCACCUUUGUGUUGCUGGCCAAACCGUCGGAACCACGAUGUGCGUUAUCGAGGGGAGGAAUAAGCCUGUGUUUCACGCUGUGUUACUCCGCACUCCUAGUAAAAACAAAUCGCAUGUCGAGAUUGUUUCAACUGGAGAUCGGCGAAGAGCCUAAAUUCUUAACAGUAUUUUGGCAGGUUGUCUUCACGCUUCUUCUUUUCUCGGUGGAAAUAGUUGUUAUGGUUGUCAUGUUUCAGUUCUACCCGCCAACCGUGACACAUCACUAUGCCAUACGAGGCAAGAAUCUGCUGAUCUGCGCAGGUGAUAAAGAUGCUACCUAUCUUAUAGACAGUGCUUACCCGGCGUUAUUGAUGCUUCUAUGUACUGUCUAUGCGUUCAAGACUAGAAAAGUUCCGGAAGGCUUCAAUGAGGCCAAGUUCAUAGCUUUUACUAUGUACAGUAUAUUUGUUGUUUGGCUAGCAUUUGUGCCCAUAUACUUCACAAGUGGAGAGGAGAUGGAAGUCAGGACAGCUUCUAUUAGCAUUGCAAGCUCGCUUUGUGCAAGUGUUAUUCUAGGUUGUCUUUUUCUACCGAAGGUUCACAUCAUUCUCUGCCGACCACAGAAAAACUGCCGAGGUACUGUUGGAAAAACAUUUAAAAUGUCAGCCAAAUCAUCGAAUGGUUCUGUACUGACCUCUCCCCACAACUGUCCACCCGAUGACAUUGCAUUUGAGCGGCGUGAAAUAAUUGGGACACCGGUUGAAGGUGACCAAACUGUGGACUAG